UGUAAUAUUAGUAUUUCAUAAGACUUAGUAACCAGAUGACAUUUGAAUUCUUUGAAAUUUGCAUUUUUAACACACGUACGCAUGAAUGUGAUGACUUUUCAUUUUGAGAUGAGUUGAAUGAAGCCGGACAUGUGGUUUUAUGUGAGCGUGUAAUGUGUGCAGUGCACAUUGAAUCGACAAAAUAAGAAGAGGUUUAUUGCAAAGACAGCUCUUUAGCGACGAUAAAAAGAUAAAAUACACCAAAAAGAUUCUGUACAGGAAUUCAAAUUUAAUAAAAGUUUUUCAAAAAUGGGAAAGAAAAAAGUGAAACGAAAUAAAAUUUCGACCCAGUGGAUUGAAACAGAAGACGGAACAUUUUCUUUGCUGAUUGAGGCAAAGAAGCCUGCCAAACACGAGACAGAUUCCAAAGAGGAUAAAAUUAUUAAGUUCAAAAGUCUAGUGGAUAAGGAGAAUGGAGCGGAGAAUCAAAAUUCUCAGACUGAAAGUGCGCUGCAACAAAAUGGUGACAAUAACGGUCAUUCUAGUUGCGUUACUGAAAUAGACACGGCUGACACAAAUGAUCAACAGUCGAACGAAGAACAAUCAUCAUCAUCAUCGUCAUUUGAAAUGAUAGAAAAACUUUCAACGUUACAAAUCAAUGACGGUGAUGACGUCAUUGAAAUUGCCGCAGACGUUAAUAGUACUGAAGAUUUGGACAAGUCUGAUUACUACUCUGUUGAAGAAUCGGAUAAUCCAAAUUCAAAUGAUGGUAUGAAUUUUGUUCAAAUAACCGAUAAUAAAGAAGAAAUUACUGAAGUAGCAAAAGACAGCGACAAUCUUUCUGAAGACAAAGAGAAUGUUUCAGAAGACAGUGACGAUGGUUCUGAAGACAAAGAGAAUGGUUCAGAAGACAGCGACGAUGGUUCUGAAGACAAAGAGAAUGGUUCAGAAAAAAGCGAUGAAGAAUUUUUCAAUAAUCUUUUUACCGAUAAACAACCGCACAUAACAUACGAGUCAGCUGCAACCGACGCAUUUCCAUGUGUUGAUGAUUCAGAUAGCGAGAACAAUGAAGUAAACACUGCCAAAUCGGUGAAAUUUUUCAUCGACACAAACCAGUCGGUGGCUUUUGCAGAAUAUAACAAUGUACAGUAUAAAAUAGGAUUUUUAGAUUUGACAGCCGAACAGCAUGACUUAUUAAAACUAAUUAUCGAAACUUCAGUUGAGCUCUGUUUUGAGCCUAACAACAUUGUCUUGCAAAACAAUAAACUAUGCAUCAAACGAAUCGUGGAAGGUGAACGAACAUCGCCAAAAUUGGAACAGCCCAAUAGCAUGUGGUUCAAAAUUUUGAAUUUAAGUCGAAUUCAAUUCUCGAAAUUCGAACCAUUUUUGGCCAAGUAUGAUGGUGAAAUUUAUUUCGUUGGUCCAAAACUACAUGCAGAGUACAUCAGUUUAUUGAGACGUACAAAAAAAGAUCCGGGAAUUGCUAUUCGUCUUCGUGAAGCUCGUAUUUUUGUGGAUUCGACAAAACAGGUGUUGGACGUUAUUGAAAAAGUUUCGUUUGAUAAACAACAAAAUGUUCUCGUUAUUUCUGCCAAAAACGAUUCGGAGAUAACGUUGUCAAAUGGUAAUGAUUCAAGUGACGUACGACGGUAUGUGCUUAGCAAUUUUGACAAUCGCUUAAAAAUCUUGGAGGUCGAAUCCACAUUGAUGAACGCAUCAAUCGACGAUGAUUGUACGGAAAUCUAUGCCGAAAUCGAUUUUCCAUUCACAAAUGCCGAAACAAAUGUACAAAAGAAACCCGAAAAACAAACAGAAAAGAGGGCACAAAAAGUAGUCGAGUUAAAAGCACAAAAGUCACCAAGUAUACAUGGCAGUUUACAAAAUAUAACAGCCAACAAAUCACAAGCACUCUCUGACGAAGAUGAUACAUGGAGUCAACUAAACUGUCAAUAUAAUUAUCUCGAAGAACUGCCACUGGAAAUGAUGUCCUUAAAAUCGUAUCCGGUGCCCAAGCAGAUAAAGGACAUUGUUAGCAAAUCACUUUCAUCAGAAGAAUUGGCCAAAACUGAUUACGCUGAUAUGUUGAAAAGAAAGAAAACAUUGCGAACAUACCAAAGAGACUAUAUCAAUGGAUACAAAACGAUGAUUUAUUUCGAAGAAGAAGAGCAAACACGACACCUGGAAAAAUUUAAUCAGUCUGACAUUCAAAUUACUUACCACAUGGAUCGACAAUUUUGGUUUCCAAUCAGUCCAGCAUUUUCAGAAUUGAGCAAUGCAAUCGAAGAAAAUUUAAUUGAACGAUUCAUUUUGACGCCAAAGUAUACUGAUUUAAAGUUGAAGGGUGAAAUAUGGGGCCAGGUCCUUCGUGUAAAAGAACAAAAAAUCUAUAUUGAAAUAUUCAGGGAAUCAAUAAACAAGGUCCAUCAAUUGGGAUUCAAUAAGGGCACAUAUUACGAUAUCUUUUUCAAAUUAAAUCGCGUACCUUAUCAACUUCAGCACUUUGCAUUGGAAUUCAUUGAAAGUCAGGAAUUAUUUACUCGAUUGAUAAAUAAUUCUUAUUAUAAUUGCAAGAAUGCCAUGUCAAUUGUGCCGAAAGCACAUGGUACAAAGAUGCCAAAAAGACCCAAACUCAACUAUGAGAACACACUGCUGAGCAACUUGAACACUGAACAAGAAAAAGCCGUUCAGAACAUAGUUUGCUACCAAGAUAAACUGCCUUAUGUUCUAUUUGGUCCGCCUGGUACUGGAAAAACGCGUACAUUGGUUGGAGCCAUCGAACAAAUAGUGCGAAUAACGAAUGAAAAGAUUUUAGUUUGUGCAAUGUCAAAUGCUGCUUGUGAUGAGAUCGCUGAACGACUUAUUGAUAUUUUAAAGGAAGGCGAAAUGUAUCGAUUCUACGCAAAAUCGUAUAAAAAUGAAAAGGUUAACUAUCGAGUGCGACAAUAUUCGAAUUUCGGUCCAACUGGAAUUACCUACCCGUCGCUUGAAUUCCUUUAUAAAUUCCGUGUACUUGUGUGCACUUUAUGCAGUGCCGGUUGCUUAUCAAGAGCACGUGUAGACAAAGAGAUCUGGAAGCCGGAUCAUUUCGAUUAUGUUAUCAUAGAUGAAGCAGCUAGCGCGCUUGAACCUAUCGCUAUGGUUCCCAUUGCUGGUGUGUGCACUUCGCUGAAGCAAAUCCAUGCAAAAAUUGUGGUAGCUGGUGAUCCAAAACAGCUCGAUGCUGUCGUCAUGUCAGAGAAAGCCAAAUCUUUGGGCUAUUCAACUUCGUGGCUCGAACAUCUGUGCAACACAGAUCUCUAUUCCCCUCACACUGUAACUGGCCAAUACAACGAAACAUACAUAACGCAACUCGUGAAGAACUAUCGAUCGCAUCCACACAUUCUCAGAGUUUCGAAUGAGCUCUAUUACAACAAUAAGCUAGAGCCAUUUGCAGCAAACGAUAUCACGAGCUGGUACAUCAAUUCGAAAUUCUUACCAUCAAAGCAUUUUCCAAUCAAAUUUCUGUCGGUGCAAGGAAAAUGCCAAAAAUCCGUCGAAAAUAGUUGGUAUAACAGCGAAGAAAUCGACGAAAUUAUAAAGGAAAUAAAACAAUUGUUGCCACCGUAUUCGAAAAAGCAUGGACUUAGACAAAUAACUCAGGCUGACAUUGGAAUCGUUACACCAUAUCGCAAGCAAAGAAUUCUACUUUCUCAAAAACUUCGUCGACUAAAUUUUGGUGAUAUUAUGGUUGGGACAGCGGAAAUUUUCCAAGGAAAAGAGAAACCAGUUAUGAUAGUAUCGACAGUAAGAUCCAAUCGACAAUUAGGUUUUGUUGGUGAACCAAGGCGAUUAAAUGUGGUCAUAACACGUGCCAAAUGUCUAUUGAUCAUUAUUGGCGAUCCAUUUACAUUGAAUUUAAGCAAAGAUUGGCGACACCUCAUGAAGUAUUGCUACGAUAAUUCAGCUUUCGUUCAGAGCAAAACUCCAUUUUCAUUUAAGUAGGUCACAAAAGUUCCUUUUUGUACUUACCAUUCAUCAAAAUAACAUAAAUGCCAGUUAUAAAAAGGUUUUUUUUAAAUUAUAGAAAGUAAGAAAGUUGCUCAAACAAAAAAAAAACACAAACCAAUAUAUUAUAACUUUUAUUCCUUUAUUUAAAAAAGAUUCGUUUAUUUUUUCAUAUUUGAAGAGUGCCUUCGUUCCAACGAUGGAUAUACUUUUAAAACUUACCAUUUAGUAGCACAAAAUAUAACACCCACCUUUCAGUUAACAAUCUAAUUUACAAUUUGUCAUAAGAAAAGAAUUGAUGUGUUCAUGCCAUUCCAAAAUAUAUAUAGAAAAAGUUAAGUGAUUAAAAUCUAUUUUUUGUUAAAGGUACAAGAAAAGAGUCUAUUCAAUAUGAUAUGAAAAAAAGCUUAAUAAACGUAUACGCCUUAAACUACACACAUAAGACAAAAGUGAAACCGAUCAAGGGUGUGGGAGCACACGUCAAAAAGAAAACAAUGGCUAUGAUUAAAAAUAAUUUAAAUACGCAUUCAGUUUUUCUUUUACCAAUACGGAAAUGAAAAUUGAUUAUUUUAUUUAUUUCAGUUAGUGUUGCAAAUAGUUAUUAUUAAAGAUACGAAUAAAAGUGAGAUUAUUAUAUUAUAUUCUCUUGUAUUCUAUGGCUAUUUAAUAAAAUUAUCUGGUAUGAAUUACAAA
Messenger RNA from Contarinia nasturtii (swede midge), 4656 nucleotides. RefSeq names its product putative helicase mov-10-B.1. The coding region runs from base 289 to 3960 and encodes 1223 amino acids. The transcript has 10 exons. Gene Ontology annotation, molecular function: 5'-3' RNA helicase activity; RNA binding. Gene Ontology annotation, cellular component: P granule; cytosol. The record is from RefSeq and is a predicted model, not a curated record. Lineage: Eukaryota; Metazoa; Arthropoda; Insecta; Diptera; Cecidomyiidae. Gene Ontology annotation, biological process: regulatory ncRNA-mediated post-transcriptional gene silencing.